Molecule: messenger RNA, 666 nt
Organism: Neohortaea acidophila
Lineage: Eukaryota; Fungi; Ascomycota; Dothideomycetes; Mycosphaerellales; Teratosphaeriaceae
Product: ribosomal protein L10e/L16
Exons: 3
Coding region: 1-666 (221 amino acids)
Biological process (GO): ribosomal large subunit assembly; translation
Cellular component (GO): cytosolic large ribosomal subunit; ribosome
Molecular function (GO): structural constituent of ribosome
Source: RefSeq, a predicted model, not a curated record
AUGGCCCGUCGUCCAGCGAGGUGCUACCGCUACUGCAAGAACAAGCCCUACCCCAAGUCGCGAUUCAACCGUGGUGUGCCCGACCCCAAGAUCCGCAUCUUCGAUCUCGGCCGCAAGCGUGCCAACGUCGACGAAUUCCCCCUCUGCAUCCACCUCGUCUCCAACGAAUAUGAGCAGCUGAGCUCCGAGGCCCUCGAGGCCGCCCGCAUCUGCGCCAACAAGUACCUCGUCAAGACGGCCGGAAAGGAAGGCUUCCAUCUGCGUGUCCGCGCCCAUCCCUACCACGUCGUCCGCAUCAACAAGAUGUUGUCGUGCGCCGGUGCGGAUAGACUGCAGACCGGUAUGCGUGGUGCUUUUGGCAAGCCCAACGGCUCUGUCGCUCGCGUCAACAUUGGCCAGAUCAUCCUCUCUGUCCGCACUCGUGACUCCAACCGCGCCACCGCCAUCGAAGCCCUCCGCCGCAGCCAGUACAAGUUCCCCGGCCGCCAAAAGAUCAUCGUCUCGAAGAACUGGGGCUUCACUCCGCUCGCUCGCGAGGACUACGUCGCCCGCCGACAAGAGGGCAAGGUCCGUGUGGAUGGUGCGUACGUGCAGUUUUUGAGGAACAAGGGCCCGCUCGAGUACAACGUCCGUCGCUUCCCCGAGGCUUUCGAGGCGGAGGCUUAG